Molecule: messenger RNA, 2394 nt
Organism: Monopterus albus (swamp eel)
Lineage: Eukaryota; Metazoa; Chordata; Actinopteri; Synbranchiformes; Synbranchidae
Product: protocadherin alpha-6-like
Exons: 6
Coding region: 1-2394 (797 amino acids)
Biological process (GO): homophilic cell-cell adhesion
Cellular component (GO): plasma membrane
Molecular function (GO): calcium ion binding
Source: RefSeq, a predicted model, not a curated record
AUGCCUUUACCGACCAGACUCAGCUCUUUGUGGAUAUCGCUCUUGUUCGCGCUGCUGGAUUGUUACUGGGAAACCGUGUCUGCACAGCUCUCUUACUCCGUCUCAGAGGAGGUAAACCUGGGGACUGUUGUUGGAAAUAUCGCUAAGGAUUUGAACAUUAAUGUCCAGGAGUUGGAGUCUCGCAUGUUUCAGAUCGUUGCUGGAUCAAAGAGGAAAUAUUUCGAGCACGGCUCCGUUAACACUGAGAGCAUCCCCUAUUCUGCUGAAGCGGGAUACUUUGUGGCAAAGAUCAGGGCUGUAGACGCUGACUCGGGAUACAAUGCGCUGCUUUCUUAUCACCUCUCUGAGCCCAAAGGAAACAACCUCUUCCGGAUCGGAACCAGCACCGGGGAAAUCAGGACUAAGAGGAGGAUGAGUGACAACGACCUGAAAACUCACCCCUUGGUGGUGCUGGUCUCUGAUAACGGAGAACCCUCCCUGUCAGCUACUGUGUCUAUUGAUGUCACGGUGGUUGAAAGCUCAGCUGACAUCCAGACUCAGUUCAGACAUGUGCCCAUAAAGGAGGACAGCUUCUCGGAUCUAAACCUGUACCUGCUGAUCGCCAUCGUGUCGGUGUCAGUCAUCUUCCUGCUGAGUCUCAUCAGUUUAAUAGCUGUCAGAUGCCACAGGACAGACGGCAGUUUCAGCAGGUACAGCGCCCCCAUGAUCACCACCCACCCUGACGGGAGCUGGUCUUACUCUAAAUCUACUCAGCAGUAUGACGUCUGCUUCAGCUCAGACACGCUCAAGAGUGACGUAGUGGUUUUCCCCGCAGCGUUUCCACCUGUAGACGCUGAGCUGAUCAGUAUUAACGGAGGAGACACGUUUACUAGGACUCAGACUUUACCCAGUAAAGAUAAGGCUAGUGACAGAGGACAGCCUCCAAUGGCAGCACAGUCCAAGGUAUUAAUAGAGGUGGUGGAUUUAAAUGACAAUGCUCCUGAAAUAUCUGUAACAUCACUGACUGACACAGUAAAAGAGGACGCAAAACAAGGUACCGCUGUUGCACUUGUGUCAGUCCUGGACAGAGAUGGAGUAGACGGGCAGCUGGACAGAGAGCGUGCUUCGUAUUAUAAUAUCACCCUCACAGCUAUAGAUGAUGGAACCCCACCUCUCACGACCACCAGGGACCUUACAGUUUAUAUUUCCGAUGUCAAUGACAACCCGCCUCGUUUUACAGAGAAUUUAGUCAAUGUUUAUUUGAAAGAAAACAGUGCCAUUGGAGUUGUUCUAAAAAGAGUAUCUGCACUUGAUGCAGACGUUGAUCAAAAUGCUCAGGUAACCUAUUCAGUUAUCGAAAGUAACAGUAAGUCAUUGCCACUAUCUACAAUGAUGAACAUCAACUCAGAGACAGGAGACAUAGUCAGUUUACAGUCUUUUAACUAUGAGCAGAUGAAAACCUUUCAGUUUAAAGUCCAGGCCACAGACUCUGGUGUUCCUCCGCUCAGCACCAACGUGACUGUCAACGUUUUCAUCCUGGAUGACAAUGACAACAGUCCCUCGAUUCUCGCGCCCUAUUCUGAGCACGGCUCCGUUAACACUGAGAGCAUCCCCUAUUCUGCUGAAGCGGGAUACUUUGUGGCAAAGAUCAGGGCUGUAGACGCUGACUCGGGAUACAAUGCGCUGCUUUCUUAUCACCUCUCUGAGCCCAAAGGAAACAACCUCUUCCGGAUCGGAACCAGCACCGGGGAAAUCAGGACUAAGAGGAGGAUGAGUGACAACGACCUGAAAACUCACCCCUUGGUGGUGCUGGUCUCUGAUAACGGAGAACCCUCCCUGUCAGCUACUGUGUCUAUUGAUGUCACGGUGGUUGAAAGCUCAGCUGACAUCCAGACUCAGUUCAGACAUGUACCCAUAAAGGAGGACAGCUUCUCGGAUCUAAACCUGUACCUGCUGAUUGCCAUCGUGUCGGUGUCAGUCAUCUUCCUACUGAGCCUCAUCAGUUUAAUAGCUGUGAAAUGUCACAGGACAGACGGCAGUUUCAGCAGGUACAGCGCCCCCAUGAUCACCACCCACCCUGACGGGAGCUGGUCUUACUCUAAAUCUACUCAGCAGUAUGACGUCUGCUUCAGCUCAGACACGCUCAAGAGUGACGUAGUGGUUUUCCCCGCACCGUUUCCGCCUGUAGACGCGGAGCUGAUCAGUAUUAACGGAGGAGACACGUUCACUAGGACUCAGACUUUACCCAGUAAAGAUAAGCUCUCUUACUCCGUCUCAGAGGAGGUAAACCUGGGGACUGUUGUUGGAAAUAUCGCUAAAGAUUUGAACAUUAAUGUCCAGGAGUUGGAGUCUCGCAUGUUUCAGAUCGUUGCUGGAUCAAAGAGGAAAUAUUUCGAGCACGUUACAGGUAAUUAA